CAGAAGCAGCAGCUGAAUAAAGUGCGCGCGAGUUAAUAGAGCCGUUUUCGCUGGCUCUCCGCGCUCCUUUCGUUCGUCUCUACUUCCCGCACCGUUUGAUUUUCGCCCGCAACGCGACACACGCUCCUUACCUACCCAGCGCAAACGACUCGUCCAAAUCCCAAGCCUAGCACGUCAUCGACCUACUAAACAAGGCUAGCAGAACCUUAGAAAAACCCCCACUAUUCGUCGCACGUUCCAACAAACCAACAACAACGAGGCGCAACAAUGUCGACCGCAAUUGUCAACGCCAGCAACAACAACAGCAUGCGCGCUUUCCCCGUCGCCUCGCAAGUCCUCAGCAAGCUGCGCGCGAGCAAAGCAAAGUCUAAACACUCCAUGUCCACGUCGUCGUCGCCGUCAUCGUCAUCGUCGAACAACAUCGUCUUCGCGCUCUCAAUGGUCGCUGCCUUCACUGCCGCGUUUUUCCUCAACAUCGCGCUGCUCUACGGGAUCCUGAGCUUGGUUUCGCCGCAGCUGCCGCUGGCUUGCUUGGGCAUUUAUGGCUCGGGGUAUGGGCUGUUGCUUGUUUGUGUAAGGUUGGAGAGGAAGGAGGAGGAGGCUUGGACGGUGGCGAUGAGGGAGGAGAUUGCGAAGUGCAAUGGGCUGAAUGCAUCGUCCGGAGCUACUCGCAAGGGAUUGCGGGCGCAGAACUUCUACACGCCGUCCAACGAUUCUCGUUCGUCCGCUCUAACAGCGUUACGAACCGUCUCCCCACAGGACAGCAUCGACGAACGCGCUCCCGGCGAUAAAUACACCCGCGACACCCCUCCUCCCGCCAGCAGCCAGAGACUCACCAUGAACGACCAACUCCUAUCAGCCCUCCUCAUCCUCACUCAAAUCUUCCUCGUCCUAGCUACAGUCGGACACAUCGUCACCAUCCUCUACAUCCAGCAUCUCGGGUAUCUGAUAAAAGCUCUGCGGAGUCCCGUUGCUACCCCGCCCCCGCGCCGCAUGGACGCAAAUCGCGAAGAAGAAGAAAUCGGCAUCCAGCCUGCUGUCCCGCAGCCGCUGUCCUCGCAUCCUAUCACCAGCGCUCCUUCUCCAGUCUCUACGCCAUCGACCAACAGCACCGCGCUAGGGCCGUUCGGAAACAGGCCACUCAGCCCGGCAUCUCGUGCGCGACUGUCGGGGGAGGAGCGACGCCGGCAUUACCAGUUCGAAAGCAGCAGCUCGAGCAGCGCGACAAUUCCAUCUUGGGCGUCGAAAUCGGAAAAGGCGCUACCCGCUAUACCUCUCGAGGAACUACGGAGGGACGAUGAACCAAGCAGGGCGCAAGUAGAAGCAGCCUGGCCCGUCAAACCCCUUGAAGAGCUGUGGACAGACGGUGGGCCAAGCGCCGGCUCGAAAUCCCCUAGGCAGGAAGGAAAGGUUGCUGAACCCCUCGAACAACUAUGGCGACGGGAUGAGUCGGGAGCACGGGAAACUCCACAUGCUGCCCCGUCCCACGAAUCUAGCGAAGAAGAUCUAUAUGCAAAAGGUAUGGCCGCGAGGGAUAUCAACCAGCAGCAAUUUGCUGAUGCGGAGAGCCCCUGGCCAAGGCCCCUGAGGAGGUCUGCGCCGCACUGA
Trematosphaeria pertusa is the source of this 1608-nucleotide messenger RNA. RefSeq lists its product as uncharacterized. The record is from RefSeq and is a predicted model, not a curated record. NCBI's taxonomy places the organism in Eukaryota, Fungi, Ascomycota, Dothideomycetes, Pleosporales, Trematosphaeriaceae. Bases 268 to 1608 code for a protein of 446 amino acids. The transcript has 3 exons.